Porites evermanni is the source of this 3665-nucleotide messenger RNA. The record is from the annotation of a GenBank genome assembly. NCBI's taxonomy places the organism in Eukaryota, Metazoa, Cnidaria, Anthozoa, Scleractinia, Poritidae.
GUUCUACUCCAAAUCACUCCAAAUUUUUAACGAGCUGGCCAUGAUCUCUAACUUACAGACAAGGAUAUUUUUGAGACCAAGUAUCUUUCGCUUGUGGACAAGUAGAGGAAUUCAAACCACCAUCAAUUCCCGACAGAAUUACACGCAAACAACUGGAAGGCAACGUUUAGUAAUUUUAGGAACAGGUUGGGGCAGCUAUAGUGUUCUUAAACAUAUCAACAAAAAACUAUUUGAUGUGAUUGUGAUUAGCCCACGAAAUCACUUCCUCUUUACGCCUUUAUUGUGCAGUACUACUGUAGGAACGCUAGAGUUUCGCAGCAUAAUUGAACCUAUUCGAAACACAGGCUUUCGUGAUGAGCAUCACUUCCAGUUAGCCGAGGCAGUGAAAUUGCUUCCAGAUGAACACACCGUUCUGUGUAGGAGCUCCUUGAACAAUGACGAAUACCCUCUGAAAUACGAUAAAUUAGUCAUCGGUGUUGGUGCUGUCAGCAAUACAUUUGGUGUUCCUGGAGUCCACGAGAACGCUUUCUUCCUUAAAGAAAUCGCAGAUGCCAGGAAGAUCAGAAACCAAAUUCUCAAAAACUUUGAGCUGGCCAUGCAGCCGGGCGUUUCCGAGGAAGAAAAGAAACGCCUCUUGCAUUUUGUCAUUGUCGGAGGUGGCCCCACAGGGGUUGAAUUUGGUGCAGAGUUGUAUGAUUUUGUGAAACAAGAUGUAACAAGGCUUUAUGUGCAUGAGAAAAGCAAGGUCAGUGUAACACUGAUUGAAGCCAGGCAGAUCCUCCCAUCCUUUGAUGAGAAACUUCGUAAUUUUGCAGAAAAAAAGAUGAGGCAGAGAGAGCAGUUUGAACUUGUUCAAAGCAGUGUUACAGAGGUGCAUAGUGAUCAUAUCAAGUUACAAGAUGGGACAGUGGUGCCUUGUAGUUUGGUUGUUUGGUCAACUGGCUUGGCUCCAAGACCAUUUACAGGUAAGAUAACUAGUGUCAGUCUUGGGGGACCUGACUAGGUCCUACAGAUAAAGUAGGUGUCUGCUAUUUCCUUUAUUAGAGGCUGUUAUAGCCAAAUUUGUUGUAUCGCGCUGUGCAUUUUGCAAACUUCAAAGGAAUUUUGGGUUUUUCUGUUCCGUCAGUCAUCUUAGCGGACCUCUUAGGAAACACAUGUUUACUUGUGAUUGGUGCAUUUCGAUCUACUUUGUUUGUUUCUGUGUUUCAAGGUUCAUUGCUUGUGAGCGCCCUGUUUUGGGCAAUAAUUGACUAGUUUUCUUCGAAGAUUUUUCUGAUUAUUCUUAUUCUUGUCUCUUGCAAGAGUAAAGCAAUGUCUGCCUCCUACCCUCGACAAAAAGUCCACUCAUCAUCGCGAUUUCCUUCGCUAUUCUUGAGCAGUCUAGGGUCAUUCUCAGUUUUGUUUUUGCAGGCCAAGCGGGGCAAGCAGGGCAAGCGGGCAAGUGCAUUGUGAUUUGCAUUAACUCCACCCCCACUCAAAUGAUUGAUGGAACAGAAAAACCCAUUCGAAGUUUGCAGACGCGUAGCGUGAUACAGCAAAUUUGGUUAUAAUUUAAAUGAAGGAAGGUCAUCGCAGCUAUAAAUAGCCUGAGAAGACAGCUGACAUCACUGGUUUCCCCAUAGAAUGACGUCUGAGAAAUGACUGCAGAAAUUCUCUACUGAUGACAUGUGACUACCCCAAUCUGGUAGGUGCUUCUAAUUGGCUAAAGCAAACGACCAAUAAGAAGUACUACCCACAUUGGAGUAGUAAUGCAUCAUCAGUAUGGAAUUUAUGCAGUUAUUGUUCAGACAUCUCAUUACUCAGGCUUAGUUAUAGAUGUAACUUUUGCAGUUACAAAAAAAGGCCUGAAAAAUUCAGGCGCGUACAUUCACAGCCUAUAACAAUUCGCAGCUCAACUGACCCACAGUCAAUAACAAUGUGGCUUAAUUGACCAAUCAGGUCAAUAGCCAGAGUUCAGUACCCUUAACUGGCAAAACACAACUCACUUUAACUAUGAAGGUGACACCACAUGAGUUAUCAAAAUGUUAGUCAUAAUUGUCACCAAAUAGGUCUUUUCAAGACUGCACUCUCACAUACCAUCGUGUUGUGUGACAUGAAACUUUGGUCCAAAUCAUACAAACCAUUGCCAGUGAGACCACAUAAAUUCAGAGUGCAUGGUUUGAUUCUGAGCGACUGGUCGCACAGAUAAAAUUACCCUUUAUUUUGACUGCUGUGGCAUCCGUAUACUCAUGGAGGGUGUAUCGCUGCAACACAUUACCUAUUGCAUGCUGAGAUUGAUGCCAAUGACACAGUUCUAUUACAGAUGUAAGUGACAAUUGUUAUAUGAAUACUAUUCAUGCAUUGCUCUAAAUUUUUAAGCUUCAGUGGACCUUCCAAAGAAUGCUAACAGUCAGAUCCUGGUUGACCAAUAUCUAAGGGUCAAGGGUAUCAAUGAUGGCUCAGUAUUUGCCAUUGGGGACUGUUCCUGUAUUGAAGCCAACCCUUAUCCAUGCACUGCACAAGUUGCAGAGAGAGAGGGCAGCUAUGUCGCCAGUUGCUUGGGUCUUCUAGCAAUGGGACAAGCUUCUGAAUUAAAGCCUUUUUCCUGGAAGAACCUUGGCAUGCUGGCAUAUGUGGGUGAUUAUCAAGGUCUUGCUGAUUUUCCCACCAGCAAAUUGCAAGGCUUCAAAUCAUGGAUUCUUUGGAGAUCGGUGUACUUUACCAAGCUAGGAAGCUGGAGGGCCAGAUUCCAGGUACCUUUUGACUGGAUGAGAACAUUUAUUUGGGGAAGGGAUGUUUCUCAAUUCUAGAUUCAGGACAAUAAGAGACUAUUAUUACCAUUAACAGUAAAAGAAAGAGUGUUAACAAAUGUUAUACGCCUGCUAAUCAUGGUACCAGGUUGGCUUUGGGGUGAAAAAAAAUUUGGGGGAGCUCAAAUCCCUAGUUUGAAAUACAGGAUAGUCACUAAGCAUAAAUAUUUUUAUUCAUAAUGGUACAAUAUGUUUCAAUACUGUGUUGCCCUCAGUCAAACAUACAAUUAAUAAACUGCACAGUCUAAUAAACAUGGUGUACUCUAUGCAAAGAUGGUUAAAGAUGGUUAAAUUUCGAGUCAUGUCUCAAGCCAAUGUUGUAGCCUAGUCAUAAAAACUCCUCUUCCAUAGUGAUGGAAAGCAAGGCCAUUUCCAUUAAAAUACUUCCCAAUAUCCAAUUUUUCGUGAAGUAAAAAGCAAAUCGUGUAUUUUGUUCACUGUUCUAAACAGGGCUCUGUAACAGAGGCUGUUUUCCUAUAGGGUCACAGGAGAUAAGGUUUGAAACCCCUACCGUUAAUAAAAUCCUAUGCCCAAAUUUACCCCUAGGGGAAGAGGGGUAGUGGGUAUUUCUCCACUCGUGGCUCUGGGAUGGUUAGGUGGCGUAGCCUUCCAUAUGUGUAAAUGUAAACAGAAAAUCAUUAAUAUGCAAUAAGCUAAAACAAAUAUAUAUCCACGGGAGCCGGGUAAUGACGGCUCUUGAUAUCCAUUCUCUUUUAUCGUCGUAUAUAUCCAUACUUUAUCACAAAUAUUGAUACGUCUGUACCGUAUCUAAUCAUGGCCGAAAUAUGUUAUCCAAUACUUAUUGUGUAGCACGUCCCAGAGCUGAAUUAUGAAAUAAUUUGGCAAAUUUCCGUAAAUUUAUGAUUCAUAAAAUGA